ACAGCGGCGUUGGCUGCGAGCUGCGGCCUCGGCAGCGCCGCGGGCCCGGGCCGCCGCUCCCCGGCACCGGCACCGGCACCGGCACCGACACCGGCACCGACCCUCUGCACCCAGCCCGCCACCUCCAGCCGACGGCAGCAUGGCUGAGGAAAAGUCUGACAAACCAUAUCUAGAAGAAAGUGCCUUUGAAGCACUGGAAGAAGACUCCCAAGAAUUCAUCAGUAUACUGAGCAGAGAUGAAGCUCUGGAAAAAUUCCGUGUUGAAUAUGAGAAGCUCCUUGCUAUUAUGAAGAAGUCUCGUGAAAAUGAAAGGCAUCUCAUGGAGAAAUGCAGGAAGCUGAGUGCUGAGCUUGUGGAGAAGUCAUCUAAAGUAGCUGUGCUCACAAAACUCACUAGUGAUGAUGGGGAAACUAUAUCAUCACUGAAGUCGGAGCUUGAAAAGGCCUGGAAAAUGGUGGAUAAAGCCUAUGAAAGGGAACAGAAAACUAAGGAGACGAUUAAUUCACUGAAAAAGGAAAUUUCACGCCUAAAUAAUUUAAUGAAGGAAAGAGCUGGACAGGAGUACAAUGUUGGGGAUUUGCUAAGAUUUCAAGAAGAGGUAACAGAGGAGCGAGACCAACUGUUGUCAGAAGUUGUGAAGUUACGUCAAAGUCUCACUGAAAUCACAGAGCAGCAGCAGGAAACAGAAAAGGCAAAAAAUGAGGCAGAGCAAUCCGUUUUGGAGCUUCAGCAAGACAUCCAGCUGCGUCAAAAUGAGGAGUUACGAGAGGCACGGAAGAAGGAAAAAAUGGAGACUGAGCUGAAAAAUCUUCUAGCUGAAAUAGAUAGCAGGGAAGCUGAGGUCCAGAAGUUGCAGCAACAAAUAGAGAAUGGCAAAGAGGAACAACUGACAAUAGAAAAUAAUCUUAGAGAGCAGAAGAUCUUGAAUGAAAAAGCUGGUAAGGAACUUGAGCAAUUGAAGAUGAAAUAUCAAAAGCUUUCACACGAGAGUGAGCAGCAGAAUGCAAUGAUUGGUGAUUGGAUGAAGGACAUCGGUCAGAAGACGGCACAACUGAAAGAGGUACAGGAUGAAGCAGCUCAGAUGCGCGUUGAAAUUUCAAAGCUGAGCAAAAUGAGAGACGUUCUCCAGAAUAAGCUGCGUACUGCAGAGGAACAAAAAGUUGAUGCAGAACAUGAAAAAAACAUGCUAAAAAAUCAAAUAAUCAGACUGGAAAAAGAGUUGGAGACAGCCAAAAAGCAGGCAGAGACUGACAAGAGAACCGCAGAUGGGCUUGUGAGGGAAAGGGAUAUGCUAAACCAGAGCUUGAUCAAAGCUACAAAUGCUACUCAGAAGCAGAUAGAUUUGGUGAAGCUCCAUGAACAGUCAAAACAAAACUUGGAAGCAGAAAUCCAAAGUUAUAAGAUAGAAGCUCAGAAACAAAGGAAGAUUAUUUACCAAUUGGAGAAGGAGAGAGAGAGUUUCAUCAAUGAAACAAGUGAGCUCAAGGAGAAGGUCCUCCAUCACAUGAAAGAUCUUGAAAUGCAUCAGUUGCAGAUCUGUGACUAUGAGAAGGAAAUAGAAAUGCAAGUGGCUAAAUUAAAACAGCAACAAAAGCUUUGUGAAACUCUGAGAACAGAGAGGACUGUGUACAGUAAAAAUCUGAUUGAAGCUAAGGAUGAGGUAGCAGAAAUGAAUAUGAAACUGAAAAGUGCCACACGUCAGCUGGAUCAGUUGAAAGAGGAGCUCAAAGAAAAGGAUUUAGCCCUUGAGAAAGUACAUGUGGAAUGCCAGCAGUCAGAGGAUGAGAAAGAGUCAUUGAAAGCUGAACUGCUUAAGAUGACUAUACAGGCUCAGGAAACCAAAGCCUAUAUUGCAAAUCAGGAGGCAAAAGGAAAAGAACUCUUAAAAAUCAUUGCUGAAGCUGAUGCAGAGAGACUGAAGCAGAAGAAGGAAUUUGACAAUGUGCUCUGUGAGCGACAUGCCCUGGGGACCCAGCUCAUUCAUCGCAAUGACGAGGUGGCACUGCUCUAUGAGAAGAUCAAAAUCCAGCAGGCCAUCUUGAACAGGGGCGAGAACGAGUACCGGCAGAGGAUGGAGGACAUGCGCAUUCUCAAGCUGGAGAUCAAAAAACUUCGCUGUGAGAAGGGAAUACUUGGCAAGAGUGUGGCUAAUGUGGAGGAGCUCAGAUGGGAGUUUAAUCACAUGCAGAAGGAAUUGUUAAGGGAACAGACACGGUGCAAAAUUUUGGAAGAAGAACUGCAGAAGCCUUUGCAAGUUCACAGAUGGAGAAAAUUAGAGGCCAGUGACCCCACUACCUAUGAGCUGAUUCUGAAAAUACAGAGACUGCAGAAGCGACUUAUCAACAAGACAAAUGAAGUGAUAGAGAAAGAAUUUCUUCUUCAGGUAGAGCCUGAGUGACUCCAGUCAUACACACCUUCGUUUCUGAUGGGUGUAAGAGUCCCUUGCUUUGCUCUGAGCAAUUCUGCCAGUGAAGUAUGGAGCACAUGCUGAGUGAGGGGUGAUUGUACCUUGGAGGCAGGUAACUUUGGGAUGGAUGUGUGGGUGAACCAAGCCCACCUGCAGAGAGCUAUUUUGCUACAGUUCCUGGUUCAGCAGCAAGAUAUCUCCUACCUCCUUUGGCAGAGAGCUGCUGUGUGAUUUAUCAGCCAGGUGGUACCAUCAGCUUCCCAUCCCUGCAAGGAUUACAGCAGAUCUGGCUGCCAUGUCUCCACCUGCUCCCACCUUCAUUUCAUCCCUCUAGUCUGUACACAGGGCUGCAGGCUGUGUUGUGUGGGGGGAAUCACUGUGGAAUACAUUUUGUACAUGCCAACUGCAUUCCAUCCUAUAAUUUCUGUACUAACUUCUGCUGGAAUGUGAAUAAUGUAACUUCCCAGUUUUCUCUAAUUUUGCCCACAGUCAUCAUCCCAUGCAGGGAUAAUUGUACUAAUUGCCCUUUUUAAUAUAAAGAAAACAUUAGUUGAGUACUAAGGAUUGUUACAAUAAAUUUCCUGGAACAUUAAGU
Messenger RNA from Oenanthe melanoleuca, 3002 nucleotides. RefSeq names its product cilia and flagella associated protein 58 (gene CFAP58). The record is from RefSeq and is a predicted model, not a curated record. The transcript is spliced from 16 exons. NCBI's taxonomy places the organism in Eukaryota, Metazoa, Chordata, Aves, Passeriformes, Muscicapidae. Gene Ontology annotation, cellular component: cytoskeleton. The coding region runs from base 140 to 2398 and encodes 752 amino acids.